CUUUGUUGUGUUAUUGACCAAUCGGAAUCGCUGUUAUACUAAUUGAACAGUCCUUCGAUGAGUUGACCUGUGACCUUAAAAAAAAGUACAACACAGAGGGAUUUUUAAAUUUCCUUUGAAAACACAAGGAAGCAAAAUGCCGAGACGAAGAAAAAAGUCGUGUAAUCAGAAAUCGAAACUUUCUUUUGUUGAAAGUCCGAUGAAUUUACCAAGGGCGUAUGUGUCGCCGAUAAUGAAUGCCAGAAACCCGCCAACAGCUGAUGUUAGGCAUCUGGACGAGGAAACAUCGGUUGAAUGGGUUUCACCUCAGUUCAGUAGGAUGAACCAGUGUUCACAACCAAGAAAGACAAAAAGAAGGAAGUGUCAAAUUCAAUCAAACCAAACUUUGACGUCAGGGCAUCUAUCAAGGUCUAAAAAUGCAUCCAUCAAAGAAAAUAAAACAUCAAAGAAAGUGUUAGAAAAGUAUCGCCCAUUGCCAUUUAUUGAUCAAAAUCCGUUACAGGAUGAGUCUGAAAGUGAAACAGAGAGUUUUGAACUGGAUGCCGAAGGUGACAUUAUGCUUUGCGGAAAUGAAAGUGACAGUACCAAGGCAUUGUUUACAAGAUUGAAAUGUAACUCUCCAGUCAAGGCUGAUCAGAUAACUCCAAGUCUUGACUGUCAGUUUAACACUCCAGAACAUAUCUCUGACAAUAAUGGACAAGUUGCAGAGAAUCCUGAAACAAACAGUGAAAUCGGUAUGAUUGAUAAAUGCGUCAGAAACAGAGAUGGAACAAGAACAAGUCCUAAUGCAAUAGCUGCCCUCACAGAUCAUAAUUGGAAUUCAGAUCGAACUAUCCCUAUUCUUUGCCAAACUGAUGACGAUAUUAUUUUGGAAAUGAGAGAAAUACAGAAGAAAUCAAGAAAGGUGACACGUGAAGCAGAAAUGCCCAAUUUUGACACUCCACGCAGGAGAUCACGGAGAUUAGUGGAAAGAAACAUGCAUAAAUUAACGUUUGGAGCGAAUGACUUCUCGUCUUUGAUGCACACACCCCAAAGAGAGACUUUGGAUGAACUAACAACACCAAAUAGAACUGUACGGAUACUUGUAGAUGAUACUCCGGAGCUCGACUAUGGGUUACGAGUCAGUCUAAGGCGUAGACGAGAAUUGCUACCACAUAUGACAUGGGUGAAACUACUUCACAAUACAAGUGUAUGUCAUCAAUAGUAGUCUAGACUGGGUGGAGAUAUUUGGAAAGGUAACCUGUACAUUAGAGCACUGAGUAAGAGUGAUUGCUUUGUUGCUGUAAUCAUUUGAUAAUAAGGUGAUUAUGAAAGCUGCCAAAUCUCUAUUAAAAUGUUUCACAAUAAAUAUGUAUAUUUUUACUGAGAUGACUCAUCCCAUUUAUUAGAAUUUAUUUUAAUGUUCCAGACCGUUACAAAUUCAAAUAAAUAUUGAUUGGUUUGGUAGCUACA
Messenger RNA from Saccoglossus kowalevskii, 1452 nucleotides. RefSeq lists its product as uncharacterized. Gene Ontology annotation, cellular component: chromosome; nucleus. Gene Ontology annotation, biological process: cellular response to ionizing radiation; recombinational repair; DNA damage checkpoint signaling. NCBI's taxonomy places the organism in Eukaryota, Metazoa, Hemichordata, Enteropneusta, Harrimaniidae. The record is from RefSeq and is a predicted model, not a curated record.